AUUUUCGUAGCUGGAUUGUACAUUCAUUCCAUUCCCUCAUUGGGUUUCUUUCCCUCAAGAAACUCCAUCUGGGAAUGCCUUUCUAGUUUCCUGAGGUUCAUCCUCCAGAAAUGACUAAUCAAGUGCCUGGGAUCAUGUCCAGGCAGUUGUGUUUCGUUUCUUUGUUGCUGCUGGCGGGUUUAGCUGCAGCGCGAAAUAAUCCUAAUUCUGGUCACCACAAACAUGGACCACAGGACGGACAUGUCCAUGCCCCGCCUUCCGUCAACAAGAAAUUCUUGACCUUAAGUGGAGGUCCGCCUGUGGUGGUUGCUCGUGGUGGAUACUCGGGCCUUUUUCCUGAUUCAAGUGACCAGGCUUACAGCUUUGCUCCUAUGACAAGCCUUCCGGAUACUAUCAUGUACUGCAAUGUUCAGCUCACGAAAGACAACCUUGGAGUCUGCACGACAGACAUCCUCAUCGACCUUUCCACAACAGCAGCCCUGGCCUAUCCGAAGGGAGACAAGACUUACAAUAUCAAUGGCCGUGAUUUGCAUGGUUGGUUUGCCAUGGACUACAUGUUGGAUGACCUGAAAAACACUACAUUUUAUGUGCAGAAUGUGUUUAGUCGAUCAAGUGCAUUCGAUGGCAUGGCUCAGAUUUUAACUCCAGAUGAUCUUGCGGAAAUUGCAGCAACUGGUAAAAAUAGAAUGUGGCUAAAUUUUGACAAUGACAUGUUCUAUGCCCAACAUAAGUUAGAUGCAGCAAAAUACAUUCAAGAAUCAGGUAAGCUUUGGACGCCUAGUCACAUUUCGUCCUCAGAACUCGACUUCCUAAAGUCUCUGAGUACGAAAGUGGACAAAACCAAGACAAAGCUUGUCUUCAAGUUUUUGGGCAAAGAAGAUGUUGAGCCAACAAGCAGGCAAAAAUAUGGUCAAAUAGAUCUUGCCACACUGAAGCCUUUUGUAGCCGGUAUUGUUGUCCCUAAAGACUACAUUUUUCCGAUAACCAAGGACAACUACACAGAUGCCCCAACUACACUUGUAGCUGAUGCCCACAGACUAGGUCUUGAAGUAUAUGCUUCUGGUUUCUCAAAUGAUAUGGUGGCAAGUUACAAUUAUAGUUAUGAUCCGGUCAACGAGUACCUCCAAUUCAUCGACAACUCUCAGUUCUCCAUUGAUGGUGUGCUUACAGAUUUCCCAUCUACUGCAUCAAAUUCCAUUGCAUGCUUUUCCCAGAGCAAGAACAUCACUACCAAAACCACAAAAGGUCUGGUCAUCUCUCACAAUGGAGCUAGUGGUGAUUUCCCUGGCUGCACUGACCUUGCGUAUCAGAAAGCCAUAGAUGCUGGGGCAGACAUAAUCGAUUGCAAUGUGCAAAUGUCAAAGGAUGGAAUUGCUUUCUGCUCCAGCAACAUUGAUCUUACUGGCACAACUACAGCAGUCACUUCAUUUAUGGACAGAUCUUCCAAUAUCCCUGAAAUUCAACCAACUAACGGAAUUUUCUCAUUUGAUCUUACCUGGAGCGAAGUUGAAUCCCUCAAACCUACUAUUGAAGUUCCUAUCAAGGACGGUAGCUUGUUAAGAAACCCGAGGAACAAGAACAAGGGCAAGUUCCUGACUCUUGAUGCCUUCCUAGAACUUGCCAAGACUAGAAAAACUGGAGGGGUUAUGAUUAAGAUCAGAAAUGCUGCUUAUCUAGCAUCAAAGAAGGGUCUUGGUGUAAUAGAUGCUGUCAACACAGCUUUGCAGAAGGCAGGCCUCGACAAGGAAACCACUCAAAAGGUCAUGAUUCAAUCAGAGGAUAGCUCUGUCCUAGCAGCAUUCAAGAGCAUUCCAACUUACGAAAGAGUACUGUCUAUCAAGGAAGCAGUCAGUGAUGCACCCCCAGCAGUGGUAGAAGAAAUCAAGAAAAAUGCUAAUGCAGUUGUGAUCGACAGAGAGUCUAUUGUUCAAACAAACUCUGGUUUCUUCACGACUACUUUCACCAAAGUGGUGGAGGAAAUGCACGCUGGAAAUUUAUCUGUAUACGUCUCGCGUAUCAGGAAUGAGUAUCUUUUCCUCAGUCUGGACUACUUGGCAGAUCCUUAUCUUGAACUUGCUACAUUUGCUUCACUGAAAGUAGAUGGUUUAGUCACUGAUUAUCCAGCAACAGCAACUGCAUACUUGAGAAAUCCUUGCUCAGAUGUCAACAACCCUGCAACUGCAAUAGCCAUUUCAGCUAUUAGCCCCGGAAAUCUAAUCAAACAAGUCGAUCAAACUGCAUUGCCACCGGCUUUGCCACCAAGCCCGGUUCUUGACAAUGAGGACGUCGUUGAUCCGCCACUACCACCGGUGACCAAGAUCAAAAACAACGCAGCACCAGCGCAAGCACCUAAAGCCUCCGGAGCCACAAAGAGAGUCGGCAACUUUGGCAUUGUUUCAACUGUGAUCACUCUGUUCUUUGGUAUGGUGUGUUUCUUCUAAUGGAGAUGGAUGGACUUAUGCCUAAAUGUCAUUUCAUUAUUUAAGCCCAUAUAGUGCAAAUAACAUUAACAAUCUUAUCAAUUUUGAGAUUUUUUACUAGUA
This is a messenger RNA of Daucus carota subsp. sativus, 2543 nucleotides long. RefSeq names its product glycerophosphodiester phosphodiesterase GDPDL7. The record is from RefSeq and is a predicted model, not a curated record. The coding region runs from base 111 to 2441 and encodes 776 amino acids. Gene Ontology annotation, molecular function: glycerophosphodiester phosphodiesterase activity. NCBI's taxonomy places the organism in Eukaryota, Viridiplantae, Streptophyta, Magnoliopsida, Apiales, Apiaceae. Gene Ontology annotation, biological process: lipid metabolic process. The transcript has 10 exons.